This is a messenger RNA of Calypte anna (Anna's hummingbird), 957 nucleotides long. RefSeq names its product olfactory receptor 14C36-like. The coding region runs from base 1 to 957 and encodes 318 amino acids. NCBI's taxonomy places the organism in Eukaryota, Metazoa, Chordata, Aves, Apodiformes, Trochilidae. The record is from RefSeq and is a predicted model, not a curated record. Gene Ontology annotation, molecular function: G protein-coupled receptor activity; olfactory receptor activity. Gene Ontology annotation, biological process: G protein-coupled receptor signaling pathway. Gene Ontology annotation, cellular component: membrane. The transcript has a single exon.
AUGUCAAACAGCAGCUCCAUCAGCCAGUUCCUCCUCCAAGCAUUUGCAGACAGGCGGAAGCUGCAUCUCUUGCACUUCUGGCUCUUCCUGGGCAUCUACCUGGCUGCCCUCCUGGGCAACGGCCUCAUCAUCACCACCAUUGCCUGUGAGCACCACCUCCACACCCCCAUGUACUUCUUCCUCCUCAACCUCUCCCUCCUCAACCUGGGAUCCAUCUCCACCACUCUGCCCAAAGCCAUGGCAAAUUCCCUCUGGGACAAGAGAGACAUCUCCUACAAGGGAUGUGUUUCACAGCUCUUUCUCUUUGCCUUCUUUAUAGUGGCAGAAAUCUCUCUCCUGACCAUCGUAUCCUACAACCGCUACGUGGCCAUCUGCAAACCCCUGCACUACGGGAGCCUCCUGAGCAGCAGAGCUUGUGUCCACAUGGCAGUAGCUGCCUGGGGCACUGGCUUCCUCUAUUCUCUGCUGCACACAGCCAAUACAUUUUCCCUGCCCUUCUUCCAGGACAAUGCCCUGGACCAGUUCUUCUGUGAAAUCCCCCAGAUCCUCAAGCUCUCCUGCUCACAUUCCUACUACAAGGAUUUUGGGCUUCUUGUCAUCAGUGCCUUUUUGAGUUUUGGGUGUUUUGUUUUCAUAAUGGUGUCAUAUGUGGAGAUCUUCAGGGCUGUGCUGAGGAUCCCCUCUGAGCAGGGAAGGAACAAAGCCUUUUCCACGUGCCUCCCUCACCUGGCUGUAGUCUCCCUGUUCAUCAGCACAGCCAUCUUUGUCUUCCUGAAACCCCCUUCCAUCUCUUCCUCGUCCCUGGACCUGGUGUUGUCAUUUCUGUUGUCGGUGGUUCCUCCAGCAGUGAACCCCCUCAUCUACAGCAUGAGGAACCAGGAGCUCAAGGGUUCUCUUAGGAAACUGAUUGCAAUGACAUUUUUCAGCAACGAGAAAUUCAUCAUUCUCCAGAAAUGA